AUGCACAUCUGUUAUACUGCACAAAUCCAUAAUAGAACAAUGGACAGUGAUAUCAACAACUUGUAUUGGGCAUUUCCGCAAUACACUCAAAAUUUGCCAAAAUUCGAUGAGCUACCUCAAGGUUGUGUUUGGGUGCCUUGCAUCCCCGACUUUACUACCAAUACCUAUAUCCCCAUAUAUAAUCUUCAUGCCCAAAUCCACCUUCCCUCGAAUACAAAAACCCAAGCUUGUAAGAGCGAAAAAAUAAAGAUCAGCCGAGGUGGUAUAAAAACUCUGCCUUGGAAAGAAAGCGAGGACAAACUUCUUCAAGACCUUGUUGAGCUUCAUGGCUUGAAGAAAUGGUCAUUAAUCUCACAAGAGAUUAAUAAAGCCUUAUAUGACGGAAACGAGAUGCGAAAAGGUAAACAUUGUAGGGAAAGGUGGCACAAUCAUUUGGAUCCAGGACUUAACAGUAAGAUUUAUACGUAGAAGGAGAAUGGUCAUAUGAGGAAGAUAUUUAUUUGUUACAGCUAAAAGAACAAUAUGGAAAUAGGUGGAGCUUAAUUUCUAAAGGGCUUCAAGGGAGGAACGAAAAUAGCGUGAAAAAUCGGUGGAAUUGCCUGAUUAAGAGGGCAAGGCAAGAUCCUGAAAUGCAAUAUUAUUCUUCUGAUACAAUAACGGCGAUUCUUAUAAAAGAAUUACAAGAGCAAAGAAGCCAAACGAAUAACUAA
Messenger RNA from Blepharisma stoltei, 710 nucleotides. The record is from the annotation of a GenBank genome assembly. Lineage: Eukaryota; Ciliophora; Heterotrichea; Heterotrichida; Blepharismidae.